AUGGCCGAAGACAGACAACCUGCCGAUAUUGUCGAGGGCGCCACCUCGGGCGAUGUGGAGGACGAAGUUCAGCCCACCGCCAAGUCGGCCGAGGACCGCAAGGCUGCGGCGGCUCUUUCCAAACUCGACGCCCGCGGAGACGACGAGGGCGCCUCCCGCGAGGUCGAUCAGGAGGCCGUGAAGAAUGCUAUGAGCUCGCUAGGCGGCGCCGCCGCAAAGAAGGAUGUUAAGACGGUCAAGGUGGAUGCGGCCGAUGUCAAGUUGCUCGUCGACGAACUCGAGCUCUCCAAGCCCAAGGCCACCGACCUGCUCAAAGCGCACGACGGUGACGCGGUGAAGGCCAUGAAGGCCUACCUCCAACCAAAUUUCUAA
Molecule: messenger RNA, 372 nt
Organism: Chaetomium globosum CBS 148.51
Lineage: Eukaryota; Fungi; Ascomycota; Sordariomycetes; Sordariales; Chaetomiaceae
Exons: 2
Coding region: 1-372 (123 amino acids)
Biological process (GO): protein stabilization; negative regulation of apoptotic process
Source: RefSeq, a predicted model, not a curated record